Messenger RNA from Cloeon dipterum, 4462 nucleotides. RefSeq lists its product as uncharacterized. The transcript is spliced from 22 exons. Gene Ontology annotation, molecular function: protein binding. Gene Ontology annotation, cellular component: cytoplasm. NCBI's taxonomy places the organism in Eukaryota, Metazoa, Arthropoda, Insecta, Ephemeroptera, Baetidae. The coding region runs from base 761 to 4021 and encodes 1086 amino acids. The record is from RefSeq and is a predicted model, not a curated record.
UAUCUAUAAAAAUAGAUGGAUUUCCCAUCAUAGCCGGUAUAGAUUUAAAUUAUUGAUUUCAACUUUUUCAACAGAUUUUUUCAUUUAAGUUUUUCUUUAAAAUAUGAAUUUCUGUAAUUCCGUUGCAGUGUUUUAAAAAGCCUAAAAAGCAAUUUAAAUUAAAAUUUUAAAUUUUCUAGUUUGCAAUUCCGUAAAAUAACCGAUUUAAGGGGUUUAAGUAUCAGAUCACUGCCAGUACAAGAGAGGCGGAAACUAUGACUCGCAAUCAGUUGAAUUUUUUCUCGGAACAGAGGAAAAAAUGCUGAUUUUGCGUUCGUUGUCGAGGUAAAGAAAAUCGGCGUGCUGGAAAAACAGCAGCGACGUGUUCAGACGUGUUCAAGAAUGUUCCUCUCGGCCGGUGAUUGGGAGGACAGUCACGCAAAGUAAAUUAUCCUUCCUUCUCUUAUUAAAUUGUUGCAAGAAAGGGGUAAGAAUCAAUUCGACGACGAAUAAUAUUUGGGUGAUUGUUGAACGAUGAACGAUGCGGAAUUUUACAGCGACCAAGACUAAUAAGCCUAAUAAGGACCAUUAUUGCUGAUUGCUGCCACUGGCGCUACUGCUGCCGUAUUCUGCUGGUCGUACUGUGCUGCCAUCAGAUGGAGAGGGGAAGGUAGGUGAAGCUCAAGUUGAAAACAGAGAAUUCGCAGGAAUCGCAGGAUUCGCAGCACUUUUUCGUCAAAAUUCUUGACUUGAUCAAAAUCUCGGAUCAUCGUUGAGCAACAUGUCCAAAGUAUUGGAAAAAUGGGCCAAUUUUGGUUAUCAGAGGCGUGAAAUUCGUACUGCACUUGUAUUUGGUAAACACGGAGAAAAUGUAAUUAUUGUCUUUGAAGAUGACGAGGUACGUGCCAUUGGCAAAAAUCAGAAUUGGUGUCUUGGAGCUGGCGUCCAAGGCGAAGUGAAUUCGCUCAAGCGCGUCGAGAAUUUGUGUGAUCGAAGGAUCCAAGGGUUUGAAAGUGCUGACGUUGAUGGAAAAUUCUGCAUCUUCGCCAUUACUGAAUAUGGUACCGUGUACUCUUGGGGAGAAAAUAGCUUUGGGCAGCUUGGCUUGGGAACAAAAGAACUCGCCAAAGUGCCUACCAAAAUUUCAGGCCCUCUAGAGCAGACAAGGGUUGUCCAAGUGGCCUGUGGCGGUGAUCAUACCCUAGCUUUGACGUCAGAGGGAAAGGUUUUCGCUUUUGGUCGAAACGGUGAUGGUCAGUUAGGUUUGGGAACCACAGUCGACCACUGGCUUCCACAGAUUGUUUGCGGACUGCUGGACGGGACAAUUGCGUCCUCAGUUGCGUGCCAAAAAUCAUCAUCUGCGGCGCUCCUUCAUUCUGGAGAGAUUUGCGUUUGGGGCAACAAUUCUAAUGGCAGGCUGUGCUCAUCCUCAACUUCAGACAAGGAAUGUAGUCCCUGCAAGGUGCUCGGACUGGAAGGAGUCGUGAUUUCCGAGUUUGUGUGCGGACCUGAUUUCUAUCUCGCUUUAUCUAACGACGGGAAAGUUUUCGCAUGGGGAGAAAACAAGAAGGGCCAGUUGGGAAAUGGGACUACCAGUUUUGUCGUGAAACCUACAAACACAAUUUCAACAGAGAUCGGAAGGGUUAAAGACAUUGCUGCCACUCUGUACGAGAGCCACCCGUGCGCUGCCAUCACUGAGAAGAACCAGGUUUACAUUUGGGGCUGUUGCUAUGGCCAAUUUAUCGUGGAACCAAUGCUCACAUCCUUCUCGUCAUUCGACGAAGUGUUCGCUCUUGCUUCUCCUUCUGUGACCUACCAACGUAUUCAGUUGGAAAUUUCAAAUGAUGUUGAAAUUGAUGAAAAGAAUGACUCUACCAGCAUUCUUCAGCAUUUGCGAUUAGCAUUUAACAAUCCCGCAACUGCUGACUUUGCAUUCAUUGUCGAGGGGAAGACAAUCCACGUGCACAAGAAUCUUUUGACAAUCGGCAGCGGCGUGUUUCAGAAUUUGUUCCUUGGCGGCGAUUGGCAGGACAGUUCCAAAAAGGAGAUGAUUGUCGAGGAUCACAGUUACAGCGCUUUCUACACGUUCCUCAAUCACUUCUACACGGAUGAAGUGUUUUUCCUGCCUGAACUUGCUCUUGAUGUUUACGCAUUGGCCUACUUCUAUCAGGUGACCUUUCUCAUGGAGAAGUGCGAAGCGGCGGGCGAGUUCAAAUGGCACGACAACUCUUCUCUGCCCCGCGACAGCGCGCUGUGGAACGAGGACAACAAGGAGCCGAACAGCUUUGGCAAAGGCCACGAGGUGAAGCUCAAGUUGAAAACAGGGGAAUUCGCAGCAGCAGCACCUUUUCGUCAAAAUUCAUGUUAUGAUCAAAAUCUCGGAUCAUCUUUGAGCAACAUGUCCAAAGUAUUGGAAAAAUGGGCCAAUUUUGGCUACGAGAGGCGUGAAAUUCGUACUGCACUUGUAUUUGGUAAAAACGGAGAAAAUGUAAUUAUUGUCUUUGAAGACGAUGAGGUGCUUGCCAUUGGCAAAAAUCAAAAUUCGUGUCUUGGAGCUGGCGUCCAAGGUGAAGUGAAAGAGCUCAAGCGCGUUGAGAAUUUGUGUGACCGAAGGAUCCAAGGGUUUGAAUGUGCUACUGAUGACGGCAAAUUCAGCAUCUUUGCUAUUUCUGGUUGUGGUUCCGUAUUCUCUUGGGGUGAAAACAAACGUGGACAGCUUGGAUUGGUGACCACGGCAUACACCAAAGUGCCCACCAAAAUUUCAGGUUCUCUAGAGCAGAAAAUGAUUGUCCAAGUGGCCUGUGGCGGUUUACAUACACUAGCUUUGACUUCAGAGGGAGAGGUAUACUCUUUCGGUCGAAAAAUUGAAGGCCAAUUAGGUUUGGGAACCUCAGGAGACUACGAGCAACCGUUUCCACAAAAGGUUGGUGGACUGCUGGACGGGACAAUCGUAACCUCAGUUGCAUGUCAAGCUAUCUCUUCUUUUGCGCUUCUACAAUCUGGAGAGAUUUGCGCUUGGGGUUCCAACAUAAAUGGCAAAUUGGGCACAUCUUCAACUUCAGUGACGAAACAUAGUCCCAGCAAGGUGGCCGGCUUGGAAGGAGUCGUCAUUUCCCAAAUCGUUUGUGGAGCCGUUUUCACUCUCGCUUUGUCUGACGACGGCAAAAUUUACUCGUGGGGAGAAAACUACGAAGGCCAGUUGGGAAACGGGACCACCGAGCGUGUCAACACACCAACCAUUAUUUCUACAUCAGAGAUGGGAAGGGUUAAAGAAAUUUCUGCCACUCAUUACGAGAGCCAUCCGUGCGCUGCUAUCACUGAAAAGAACCAGGUAUACAUCUGGGGCAAUUGCAAUGGUCGACCUGUUAGGAAACCUAAGCUUACUUCCUUCUCGUCGUUUGACGAAGUUUACGCUGUUGCCUUCCCUCCAGUGACCCAUCAACGUUUUCAAUUGAAAAUUAGGAAUGACGCCGAGAUCAAGAGGAAAGGCCCUAUCAUUGAGCGUUUUCACAAAGCGUUCAACAAUCCUGAAACUGCUGAUGUUGCAUUCAUUGUCGAGGGGAAAAAAAUUCACGUGCACAAGAUGAUGUUGACAUUCGGCAGCGACGUGUUCAAAAAUUUGUUCCUUGGCGAUUGGAAGGACAGUUCCAAAAAGGAGCAAAUCAUCAAGGAUCACAGCUACGACGCUUUCUACUCGUUCCUCAAAUACUUCUACACUGACGAAGAUGAUUUCAUGCCGCAACUUGCUCUUGAUGUUUACGCCUUAGCCCACUUCUAUCGGGUGAUUGAUCUGAUGGAGAAGUGUGAAAAGAUUAUCAAAUCAAAUCUGACAGUGCAAAACGCUGCUGCUGUUUACGAGAAGGCAAUUUUGCUUGGAGACAAGAACCUGUGUGAUUUCUGCUUUAAAUUUUGCAAGGAUCGUUUGGUUGAUGUCGUGAACCAAUUUGAGACUGAAGACUGCAAGAGAGAAGUCGUCUUGGAAGUUUUCCGUCGGGUGGCUAACCAAAAGAAAAAAUUUGUGUCAAAAGUGAGUCAAUCAUAGAUUGCCCUAUGCUUGUAUUCAAAAUAUGCUGCUGAGAGUUUUCGCAUAUUUAAUUUCAAGUUCAAUAAAAUUUUGAUCCAAUGCUAAAAAUGUUUCUCCUAUUUAAAAUUUGUCACUGAUAAAACUCAAACUAAAUUCAGCAAAAGUUAGACAAAUAUUCCGCUUUUUUAUGGCUAAUUAUUAGCUUUGUAAAAAGUUUAAAAUUUGUAUGCUUUUUUUAUUACCUAACAAUACUUAAAGGCUUUGUAAUUGCGUUUGUACUUUUUGACUUGCUCAAUUAUCACAAAGCUAUUAACUCAGGAAACACCGUAUUCUCAUUGAAAGAAAUAAUAAAAUUUAUCGCUUUUUACAAUUUAAUUUUUGCUCCGGCGGUAGAAAUUGGUGAUUGUAAUUUGAACAAAAAUUAAUAAAAAAAAUAGUUAUUUGGUAGCAUUGCCAAGG